AUGAGUAUAUUGACAGCAGAGAGACUAGUCAGAUUAGCAUAUAAGUAUCCAAGUUUGAAAAACACAUGGUAUCUAAUAGCUACCGCAUGUUUGACAGUGGUAAAUCAACCACAAGAAAUACCAAUAGUUUAUCAUUUUGCUUUACGUCAACAACUACUAGAUAAUUUUCCAUCAUCGACUUCAAAUGCAUCAAGUGAUAACUCAACUCAAUCUCAACCUUCUUCCACAAAUUCAACUAAUUUAUUAACUAAUCGAUAUUUGAUUCAAUUAGCUCAAGAUUCAAUAAAUUCAGCAAAAAAGUAUGAAGACUUAUCAGCUGUAGGAGUUAAUUUACCCGAUAUAUUGAUUCCUCAUACAUACUACGAAGAAUUACCUUUGAAAUUUAAAUUCUCCAAAAAUACUGAUAUACAUAUGAUGCAAGAUCAAUUGACUUCAAGGUUUAGGGAAGUGAUUUUGAAAAGUGUAGCCUUGAGUGGAUUACCAAGAGCUAUUAAUGCAUUAAUGAUUUUGAAAACCGUUACUCCGACAAAUUUAAAGACUGGAGUUGCCCCGGAACGUCCUUGCAUUGUACGUCCUGGUCAUAUCCCAUCAGCAUCCAUUGUAAGUGAGGAUGUUAAUGGUACAAGAUUUGAUAAAGAAGAUGAUGCAUCAAUAGAUACUAUUGAUGGACCAAUAUCAGAACAAUCUAUAAAUAUUCAACAAAUAACCUCAGAUCUAAUAAGAGGUUCAAACUUUUGGAAUGCAGUAUACACAAAAAUUAGUAAUAGAGUAAAGAAUCAAAUGUUGACUGCUUAUCCUGACUUAUGGUAUUUUGCUUAUCAUCAUGUAUAUGCUCCAUUAUUAAGUUUUACAAAAAUAAUUUCCGCAAAAGAAACUUCAUUGUGUGUAGUUGCUUGUUUAAUACCACAAGAUGUUAAUCCACAAUUGAAAGGGCAUUUGAAAGGAGCUUUAAACAAUGGAGCAACUAAGGAAGAAUUAAAUGAUGUGAGAUCUCUAGUUUUUAAUAUUUGUGAUUGGACUGGUGGAGUUAAAUGGAAAGAAGGAAAAGAAAAUGUUGCAAAAUUGUAG
Molecule: messenger RNA, 1068 nt
Organism: Lodderomyces pseudojiufengensis
Lineage: Eukaryota; Fungi; Ascomycota; Pichiomycetes; Serinales; Debaryomycetaceae
Product: carboxymuconolactone decarboxylase family protein
Exons: 1
Coding region: 1-1068 (355 amino acids)
Molecular function (GO): peroxiredoxin activity
Source: RefSeq, a predicted model, not a curated record